Molecule: messenger RNA, 2444 nt
Organism: Erpetoichthys calabaricus (reedfish)
Lineage: Eukaryota; Metazoa; Chordata; Cladistia; Polypteriformes; Polypteridae
Gene: slc7a10a
Product: solute carrier family 7 member 10a
Exons: 11
Coding region: 72-1640 (522 amino acids)
Biological process (GO): amino acid transmembrane transport; D-serine transmembrane transport; D-alanine transmembrane transport
Cellular component (GO): membrane
Molecular function (GO): L-amino acid transmembrane transporter activity; neutral L-amino acid transmembrane transporter activity
Source: RefSeq, a predicted model, not a curated record
CGUGCGCUAUUCACCGUGCAUCACUGAAGUCCAGUGGGAACAGAAAGGGAGAUCAGAGGUAGCCUUUUAAAAUGAUUACAGAUAUGGAUGGAGCAAAUAGGCACCGAAGUAACUGCGUUAAGAAGGACCAAGCGACCGAACACGCCAUGCUAAAAAACGGGAACUACAGGCGGGAUGGUAGCCCUGAAAGGGUGACACUGAAAAAGGAAAUAGGCUUGAUCAGUGCCUGUGCGAUCAUUAUAGGUAACAUUAUAGGAUCUGGAAUAUUCAUAUCCCCAAAAGGAGUUCUAGAGCACUCAGGUUCAGUUGGACUGGCUCUAAUUGUCUGGGUUCUUGGUGGAGGAAUCACAGUUCUUGGCUCGCUUUGUUAUGCAGAAUUAGGAGUAACAAUUCCCAAAUCAGGAGGAGACUACUCCUAUGUUACAGAAAUAUUUGGUGGCCUCAUUGGGUUUCUGUUAUUAUGGAGUGCCACUUUGAUAAUGUACCCCACCAGUCUGGCUGUAAUUGCGCUGACAUUCUCGAACUAUGUAUUGCAACCAAUAUUUCCUAAUUGUGUUCCUCCGUAUGAUGCUUCCAGGAUCCUUUCAACUGUAUGCUUAUUGUUUCUGACUUGGGUCAACUGCUCCAGUGUUAGGUGGGCAACAAGAAUACAGGAUGUCUUCACUGCUGGGAAGCUGCUAGCUCUUGGACUUAUCAUUACCGUUGGACUUGUGCAGUUCUCCAGAGGAAACUAUGCUGAACUAAUGCCGCAUGCAGCUUUCAGAUUUUGGAAGACUCCUUCAGUAGGAGAAAUCGCACUGGCAUUUCUUCAAGGUUCUUUUGCAUUCAGUGGCUGGAACUUCUUGAAUUAUGUAACGGAAGAAUUGGUAGAGCCACGUAGGAAUCUUCCUCGUGCCAUAUUCAUUUCCAUUCCAUUGGUGACUUUUGUCUAUACCUUCACCAAUAUUGCCUAUUUUACUGCCAUGACACCUGAAGAGCUCUUGUCUUCCAAUGCUGUUGCUGUAACUUUUGGUGAAAAAUUACUUGGGGUGAUGUCAUGGAUUAUGCCUAUUUCUGUGGCACUUUCAACAUUUGGAGGUAUUAAUGGCUAUCUUUUUACAUCCUCAAGGUUAUGCUUUUCUGGAGCACGGGAAGGGCAUAUGCCAAGUUUCCUUGCUAUGAUCCACUUCAAGAACUGCACUCCUAUACCUGCACUGCUGGUUUGUUGUACUGCCACCAUUGUCAUAAUGCUCAUUGGAGAAACCUACACACUUAUUAAUUACCUUUCCUUUAUCAACUACCUCUGCUAUGGUGUAACUGUUGCUGGCCUUCUUGUUCUGCGUUGGAGAAAGCCCAAUCUUUUCAGACCAAUCAAGGUCAAUCUCCUCAUUCCAAUUGCAUAUCUCACAUUCUGGGCAUUCUUGCUAAUAUUCAGUUUGUAUUCAGAACCCAUUGUCUGUGGGAUUGGACUGGUCAUAAUAUUAACUGGUGUGCCUGUCUACUUCUUGGGUGUCUACUGGAAAAACAAACCAAAGUGUUUAGGCAGAUUCAUAGAGUCAGUGACCCAUGCAGGGCAAAAAUUAUGCUUUGUUGUUUAUCCCCAAGGUGGGGAGAUAGAGGAAGAUCUUGUGCUUGACUGCCCUCAGAAAACUGAACCAUAAGUGAACUUUGCCUGCGAUGAUAUUUUGAACUCUACAAUAAAAAGAAAACAUGUUACAUUGUUUACAAGGAAAAACCUAGAAAGAUUGACAUUUUUGUUUUUUCAAAUGCAAGGCUUUUUGUUACACAGGGCACAUACUUUUGCAUCACAGUUAGCAUACUGACUAUACAAUCAGAUAUGUAAACCACUGGAUCUACUUUAAACUUCAAUAUGCAUGACAAGUCUUGCUUUUGAAAUUUUUCACUAUCUGUCUUUGUGGAUUUCUUAGUUAAGUAUAUGAAAAUAUGCACUUCAUUAUUUCAGAACAAAUGCAAAAUCAUGGCAAAAGUGCACGUUAUCUAAUAACAUUACAUAUGAACAAAUGACUUAUCACUUAUUUUUGUUGUGAACACAUCGACUGUGUUUUAUGAUAUACUUUCCAGUAAUCUUCCAUGAAGUGUUUUUAUAGGUUUUCCAAUGUUGCUCCAAGGUCACUGGAUCUCUUCUGUUGAAUCAUUUGUUUUUGAGUUUUCAGUUGUGGAUGCAAGAAAAUAACAACAGGAAUCAAAGUUGGCAGAGCAGAGAAGUGCAGAAACAUUUCCAUGAUUGAGAAUCUACUUGAUAAGAAUGCGGAGAAAAAGCAAAUUUUUUUUCGGGGGCGUGAGUGGAACAGUUCCAGUUUAUCAACAAAAUAUUAACCUUUGCAUACUAGGAAGGUAAAAAAGUGCUGUAUGAUUGUCAGAUAAUUAAAGUACACUUUAACUCUAUGAAAAGCUCUUAAAAGUAUAAAAAAUAGAACUUUGGUUAGCACAUAUCUAUCACUAUA